CAUGCCCCAGCCCCGCUGUCCCGGCCGGGCUGCCCCAGCCCCCAGCCCCGGGCCCGGCUGUCACCGUGUCCCCGCUGUCCCCGCAGGGCAGGCGCUGGCGCUGGCGCUCGCGGCCGCGCUCUGGGGCGGCUCGGGGCCGUUCCUGCGCGCGGCGGCGGCGGCGGAGGAGCCGCGGGGCCGGGGCCGCCUGCGGCAGCUGCUGGCCGAGCUGCGCCGCCUCUGCCUCGACCGCCGGAAUUCCCAGCCCUGCCAGGUGUCCUGGGCUGGGCUGGCACCCCCGUGCCAGGCGGGACCCGCAGCAGCCCCGUGCUCUCCUGCAGCACCUGGUGCCCGUCCUGCUCAACCAGGCUGGAUCCCUGCUCUUCUACCUCACCCUGGCCUCCACAGACCUGUCCCUGGCAGUGCCACUCUGCAACUCCCUGGCUUUGGUUGUGACCUUGGUGACUGGGAAAAUCCUGGGAGAGGACAUUGGGGGGAAAAGGGCUGUGGCAGGAAUGCUGCUGACCAUGCUGGGAGUGUCCCUGUGCCUGGCUGGGGCCUGAGCAGCAGCAGGGGCUGCUCCUGCCUCAGCCCCAGCUGCGAGGGUGUUUUGGGAUGGCCAGAUCCAUGGAGUGCCCUCCCCGAGUGCCAGCACUGCAGGGACAGCCACUUCUGUGCCUUGAGGGGGGCUUGGGGGCUCUUUGCAGAGCAGUGUCCUGUGCAGCACUGCAGGGGGUUUGAUCCCCCAGGAUCUGGUCCAGGAUCAGGAGCAGCCAGCAGGUUCCCACCAGGAUUCCUGGAUCAGCAGCUCGUGUCCCCCCACGCCCAGGUGCUGUCACCUCCCUGUCGUGGUUUGGGAAGUCCCAAAGGUCCUGGCCUGUCCUGGACACAGCCAUGGACACAGCAGGAGAAAUCAGGGAGCCAGGCAGGAACAGGUUCAGCAUCAGGAAAAGUUUUUUAUUUACAAAAAUAAAAAGAAUUCCAGAGC
Passer domesticus (house sparrow) is the source of this 967-nucleotide messenger RNA. It is a transcript of the gene TMEM234, whose product is annotated as transmembrane protein 234. The record is from RefSeq and is a predicted model, not a curated record. Lineage: Eukaryota; Metazoa; Chordata; Aves; Passeriformes; Passeridae. The transcript has 5 exons. The coding region runs from base 2 to 952 and encodes 316 amino acids.